GUCGUUGUUUUCAGUCCCAAGGUUUUUUUCCAUCAUGAAGGAAGCAAACAUGUCUGUCCCCAUGAGUGUAGGGGAUCUGCUUCAGGCGGACCUCCAGGAGGACUCUGCGUACCGGGACGAUGGCCUGUGUGUGGUCGGUAUUUUCGGUAAGAGCAACAUGCAGGCGGGCCCGCUGAAGGACUCUCUGAUAAACAGUCUGGCGGACAAACACAUCUUCACCCUGUUUGGGGUUGCAGAGGAGGAGGACGGCGGCUCCGCGGACUGCAGCAGCCACAUCCAGGCUCUUUACAGCCAGGAGGACCGGGUGUUGUACCUACUGCUCUCUUCCGUGUGCGACAGCCGCCAGCUCCUGCGGGCCUGCCGGUCUCUGAGCGCCAGUACCAGCCACUCCGACGUCCACGACUUCUGGAAAGGCCUGGACCGACAGCACUGCCUCCACUUGCUCUACAUGUUCUCGGUGUGCCACGUCCUCCUGCUCGUCCAUCCAAACCAGACUUUUGAUGUGAGCUACGACCGGCUCUUCAGAGCCCUGGACGCCCUGCGGCAGAAGGUCCUGCCACUGAUCCGGGCUGCCAUCAAAGACUGCCCGGUGUCCAAAGAGUGGAAGCUGAACUGUCGGCCCUGCCCUCCACGCCUUCUCUUCGUCUUCCAGAUGAAUGGGACUCUGAAGGUCUCUGGAAAUGGUUCAGAGUCUGGAGGAAACCCUGACAAGCCCAAAAAGCACUCUCCCAGGAGGAGGCUGCAGCACGCCCUGGAGGACCAAAUUUAUCGUAUCUUUCGUAAAAGCAGAGUUCUGACCAACCAAAGCAGCAACUGCUUGUUCACCGUGCCCGCCAACCAAGCGUUCGUUUACGUGAUCCCAGCGGUAGAUGAGGAUCCUGUGGGGGCCUUGCUUGGCCAGCUGCGAUCCAACUGCAUCUUGUGUGACCAAGAGUCCACCACGUUGGUGUCAGGACCGAGACGUUACCAGCAGAUGCGACGUUCUGCUCGGCAGCCCAGCUUCAUCGGAGACUCAGGCAGCAUGUCAAUGGGCGGUCAGCUGGUGGACUGCAGCUUGAAGGAAUUCCUCUGGCAGCAUGUAGAGCUUGUGCUCACCAAGAAAGGCUUUGACGACAGUGUUGGCCGCAACCCACAACCUUCACACUUUGAGCUGCCAACCUAUUCGAAAUGGGUUCAGGUGGCAUCCAGACUCCACCAAGUCCUUAUUAGCAACACAGAUGAAGAAAUAUCUGAGCUAGUCGUGAAAGUGCAAAGCCAGCUGAAGGUUUUGGAGGGCUUUCUUGAUGCCGACACAAAGUUCUCUGAGAACAGAUGCCAGAAAGCUCUGCCACUGGCUCACAGCGCUUACCAGUCUAACCUUCCCCAUAACUACACCACGACGGUGCACAAAAACCAGCUGGCGCAAGCACUGCGAGUGUACAGCCAGCACGCCCGCGGUGUGGCUUUCCAGCGCUACGCCCUGCAGGUUCAUGAGGACUGCUACAAGUUCUGGAGCAAUGGCCACCAACUCUGCGAGGAGCGAAGCCUCUCUGACCAACACUGUGUUCACAAGUUCCACCUUCUGCCUCAACCAGGAGAGAAGCCGGACAUGGAUCGCAACCCUCCCAUCCUGAACCACAACAGUAGGGGGCGCUCUACCAGCUCGUGUAACUGUGGGAGGAAACAGGCUCCUCGUGAGGAUCCGUUCGACAUCCAGGCUGCUAACCAUGACUUCUACCAGAUGCUGGAGGAGAAAUGCUGCGGGAAGCUGGAGAGGAUUGAGUUCCCGGUGUUCCAGCCCAGUACUCCAGACCCAGCUCCGGCCUCCAACCAAGCCCAACGACUUCCAUCUGAGGCCUCGGGUUCUGGUGAGCCAGAGAGGUUGAAGGAGCCAAGCACUGCCCAGAGCCACACACCUGGAGACACAAGCCUCAGCCUGGCUCUCAGUCUGGGCCAGUCCACUGACAGCCUGGGGCCUUACGGGGACGGGGAGGGGACUGAAACUCAAGUUCAGCAAAAGAGGCCAAGUCUGGUCGACCGUCAGCCCUCCACUGUGGAGUAUCUCCCUGGUAUGAUGCACUCUGGCUGCCCCAAAGGCCUGCUUCCCAAGUUCUCCAGCUGGUCCCUGGUCAAACUGGGCCCAGCCAAGUCAUACAACUGCCACACUGGUCUGGAGCAGCCAGGUUUCCUACCCGGGUCUUCCUUCUUAUUGCCAUGGGACUUGGUGAUCCGCUCUCGGUCAGAGGAGGAUACAGUACUGGGAGAGCCUCUUGAUGGAAGCACCUCCUCAUGGCCAGCCCCCAACAAGAGCCUCGUGGGGAAGCGAGGGAGCACCGGAGGGCUCGGCAGGAGUCGCAGGAGGGACGACAUGGCUCGGGUCUUUGUGGGUUUUGAGUAUGAAGACAGCAGAGGACGACGCUUCAUCAGUUCCGGGCCUGAUAAAAUAGUGAAGGUGUUGGGGCCGGGGGGCGCCAAGGAUCCCGCUACCAGGGUGCUAAAUACAGACAUGCCGCUGUACAUCCCCUCUCCUUCCCAGGGCCGCGGACUGAAGGCUCACUACGCCCAGCUGACUCGCCUUUUUAUUGUCGUGCCUGACGCCCAGCUUGAGGUUACACUCAACCCUCAGGUUCAGCCUGGUCCUCCUCCCUGUCCAGUUUUCCACCCAGAGCAGACAGACUUAGUGUUGCCUCCUGAUGGUCUCUGGGUGCUGCGGUUCCCCUGUUCCUACUUGACAGAUCGCGGCCCCUGUUACCCCCCCAAAGAGAACCAGCCCCUCAACAACUACAAGGUGCUGCGAGGUAUCCUGAAGGCCACGACUGCUAAUCCUCCUCCACAGUGAACUUUAAUCCUUUUACUGAAGGACUUAACUUUCCUGCACUCAGUCAUAUUUGUUUACACCCCCUGACACAGGCUGAGAAAAUGUUGAUUUUUUUUGUUGCUUUGCUGCCAGCAGGGUCAGUCCGUGACCCUCCCCCCAGACAUCUUGUCUCGCUUCAAUGUCAAAAUCUCCCCAAGUGUGUUAGAAACGAAUGGCUGCACAUGGAUAAACAUGGUCCCCACAGACUGAAUCCUAUUGAUUUUGAUGACCUCCUGACUUUUCUGUUUACUGAACAUUUUCAUGAUUCCCAGAGCAACAAUCCAUCCUGUAGUGCCAUCCUGAGGUUAAACUUUACAUUUGUAACUCUGAGAAUAGCAAAAAAUCACCAGUAUAGCCUUUGUUCUUAGUCUGCUUGAGGAUUUAAGGAUGAAAUUAACAUCAUAGCCUGUAACAGACUGCUAAGAUCCUGGUUUAGGCUCUGCUGGGACAUCAUAAGCGUCUUUGUCUGACUGUUGAUUCUUGUGAUCCCUUGUUGGCAACUGAUAGAUUGAUCAAGUUAAGUCAGUGUAAGAGGAAGUUCGUGAGAGAAAGAGCUGUCUGAUUAGCUCCAGCCAGGAGGUGAUUUCACCUAUUUUAGUAUCUUAACGUCUACUCCACAAGCAGAAGACAUCACGCUGACAUGUUGACAGUCAGGGCAAAGCAAAGAAAAACAUAAGUGUGCCAGCUGCCACUUGUUAGCAGCGUGGAUCUAGGAAGGGUGAUGUUGGUCAGUCCACCACUUCCGUCCAGGCUAAAAUAUCUUUACAACUAUUGGAUGGAUUGCCAUGAAACUGUUACACAUUAAUGGUGCCCAGACGAUUAGUUGUAAUAACUAAAAACUAACUAAAAUUUCAGUUUCUUCAAUGACCUGCAAAAACAAACAAUCAUUUUCAGCUGCCCUUUGUGUUCAGUGCCAAUAAGUAAAUAUUGACAUGCUAACACUAAACUAAGAUGGUGACCAUGAUAAAUAUCGUACCUGCUGAUUAACAGCAUUUUAACAUUGUGAGCAUGAUGGCAGACUGUGUUAGCUACAUGACUGUAGACUUUUGUAGGGUGCUAAAGCCAAAGAUAAGAUUAAUUAGUUUGUGCAAAUGAUUGUGAAGUUAUUUCCUCUCGCAAGUUCAAAAUGAAUGUGUGUGCUGGCCGACUGUCAGCUGUAGAGUUUGGAUUGUGUUCAAGAACAACUUUAAAAAAACAAAAACAACGGUUAUUUAUUGUCAGUACAAGGUUUUUGUUGUCUGAUUGGUGCAUAAGGGAUUUUGGGCCAAACACCCACAUUACGCCUUUCAUCAAAGGCCGUGUCCAUUUGCUGAAUUUAAGUUGCACAGAACAAUAGACCUACUGUAAGACGGGUUAAAGAUGGUGGCUGGCACUAGAAGCAGUUUGUUUGGGACCAUGUAUAUUUCCUUUCUUGUUUCUCCUUCCUCUUUUUCAUCUUGGUAGAAAUGUUUGAUAUGAGUGUGACUCCUUCAAGUUACAGUUGUGGCACAUUAGAGCAAUUAUGACCUUCUCAUCAUUUUUGAUAAUUUGACAAAGAAAUGUCGGCAGCAGUGCACUUAAGCAGCCAUUGAAGCAGAAGGUGAGAGUCAAUUAUUAGGCGGAACUAUAUUUUGUAUCAUGUGCACAAAGGCACAGUAUUAUCUGAAACGUAUCAUUGAUCCACAUCCUACUGUAACACUGAUUACUAGAACCAGUGUGUAUGAUUUAGUGGCAUCUAGUGGUGAGGUUGCAGGCUGCAGCCAGCUGAAUAUCCCUCCCAAUCCACCUCCCCUUCCAUGUGUGUGGGAGACCCUACAGUGUUCAUUAAACUCGUGAAAAAAUUGAAAAGCCUUAUCUAGAGUCAGUGUUUGGUUUGUCUGGUAAUGACCACUGUAGAAACAUGGCGGUGUAUAAUGGUGGCCUUGUUGAACUCUGAGGUAACAAAAACACAAUGACUCUUAUUUUCAGGUGAUUAAACACUAAUUGAAAUAUACUUAUGAGUAUUAUAUUCCAUUUCUGCCAAGUCUGUUCUGCUAGAUGCCACUAAAUCUCACACAUUAGUCCUUUAAACAUACUUAACACACUGAGAGCUGGAGUGGAACAUGUUCUUUGUUUUUCGGUAA
Molecule: messenger RNA, 4938 nt
Organism: Scomber scombrus (Atlantic mackerel)
Lineage: Eukaryota; Metazoa; Chordata; Actinopteri; Scombriformes; Scombridae
Gene: smg8
Product: SMG8 nonsense mediated mRNA decay factor
Exons: 5
Coding region: 35-2818 (927 amino acids)
Biological process (GO): nuclear-transcribed mRNA catabolic process, nonsense-mediated decay
Source: RefSeq, a predicted model, not a curated record